AUGACAUGGUGCUUAUGGAAUAGACGGAAUGCUCUCCAUUUUGGUCGUCCAGCUCAGCCCCUCUCAAAUAUCAGUACUGUCGUAGAACCAGGCUUUGUGAAAGUAAACUUUGAUGCUGCCAUGUUUAAUCACUCGAACUCAGCUAGACUUGGUGUUAUUGUACGUGACUGGCGUGGCGUCUCCCUUGGUGCUAUGUCAACGCACACUUCGCUAGCUUCAUUUGUAGCUGAUAUGGAGGCUCUGGCAUGCCUUAGAGCAGUCCAAUUUGCUGCUGAAUGUGAGCUCCAACAAGUGAUAAUUGAAGGUGAUUCAGUCAUAAUCAUUGCUGCGAUCACCCAAGGACGUUCCUUACUGUCCUCCUUUGGUAAUAUUGUGGAUGAUAUUUUGUGCUUGCUGCCUAAAUUUUCUUCAAUACAAUUUAAUCAUGUAAUCCGCUCUGGUAACUUAGUAGCGGAUGCUCUCGCAAAGAAGGCUGCAUCCAUUGUAGGCUGUCAUGUUUGGCCGGAUACUUUGCCUUUGGACAUUGCUGCUUUAGUCGACUUUGAUGUUCAUUAA
Quercus lobata is the source of this 555-nucleotide messenger RNA. RefSeq lists its product as uncharacterized. Gene Ontology annotation, molecular function: RNA-DNA hybrid ribonuclease activity; nucleic acid binding. Bases 1 to 555 code for a protein of 184 amino acids. NCBI's taxonomy places the organism in Eukaryota, Viridiplantae, Streptophyta, Magnoliopsida, Fagales, Fagaceae. The transcript is spliced from 2 exons. The record is from RefSeq and is a predicted model, not a curated record.